AUGAAAACUUGUGAGGGCUACUUGUACAAGCGUGAUGGGACCUUCCAGCAGGGAUUAGUCUGUACGGGAGCCAUCCUACCCCCCACGAAUAUCUCCCCAUUAAGCUCAGAAAUAUUUGAUGUCAUCGUCCUAGGAGCUGGUUUCGCCGGAUUGACGGCCUGUCGCGACCUCACCCUCUCAGGUUAUAAGGUUCUUCUUCUCGAUGCCAGAGACCGGGUUGGCGGCCGCACCUAUACAGCCAACGUUGAUGGUCAUCUGUAUGAGAUGGGCGGCACGUGGGUUCAUUGGCAACAGCCGCACGUCUACCGUGAGAUGUCCCGUUAUGGCUUCACCAAGAUGGUUGACAGUAUUAACUCCGACACUGGUUGCAACUAUUCCACGGUCACUGUAAACGGUGAGACCACCCACUUGAACAAAGAUGACGAGUUCAAUGCCGUCACCAAGUCAGUCGAAGAGUUCUGCAACGUUGACGGCGAGUCAGGUCAUCUGAUCAUGCCGUUCCCUCAUGAUCCUCACUUCAAUCCGGAGGUUGCCAAAUACGAAAAGCUGUUAGCAGCUGAGCGCAUGGAACAGGUUCGGUCGAAACUCAACGAUCUGCAAAUAGUUGUACUGGAAGCAGCCAUCAGUGCCUCAUCAGGCAGCAGCUUAGAGAACACCAGCUUCUUCGAAAUUUUGCGGUGGUGGGCUCUGUGCAAUUAUAGUAUCACUGGUCUAUCCGACUCUCCUGAAAGGUACAAGAUCGCGGCCGGUCAGUCGGAGUUUGCACGGGCCUUUUUCGACGAGGCCCUGGCCACUGGCAAUCUAUCGUACUCAUUCGGCACCCAUAUCAGGUCGGUUAAGGACUACGGUAACAUGGUGGCGCUCUUCAGCCGCUCAGGCGAGCACUUCUCUGGAAAGCGUGCAGUUUGCACUGUACCGUUGAACAUCCUCCAUGAGCUCAAGUUCGAGCCUAAUCUCUCCCGAAAGAAGACGAGUGCAUCUCAUCAAGGCCAUAUGAACUUCUGCUCCAAGUACCAUAUUGAAUCGCGCUUCAUCUCUGUCCUCAGCGAUGGGCUGAACCCUGCGGGUAACACUCAGCUGGUCGGUUUCGCUCAUGAGAGUCCGGUGCAGGGGCAAGAGGAAGGCCGAGACGUCCUCGCGACGGCGAAGAAGAUCCAUGAGAUGGAUAUUAAGAAAGUGGUGCGCAUUCUCUAUCUCUAUACAUACUGUUCGUUUACUUACGAGGCAACUUCAUAUCAGGUCUGGCAUAACUGGGUGGCCGACCCGUUUUCCCGUGGCACAUGGGCCAUGUUUCCACCCAACUUCAGCUUCAAAUACCUCGAGGCAUUGUGGCAACGCCACGGCAACGUUCUCUUCGCCAGCGGUGACUGGGCUCUGGGGUGGCGCGGCUUCAUCGACGGUGCCGUGGAGGAGGGAACACGAGUGGCCAAGGAAAUCGCCGUUGAGCUAGGCCACCCACACCCUGUCGCUCCAUCUUCGCAAACCAAAGCAUACAUCAAGCCACUUUUGUAA
Molecule: messenger RNA, 1512 nt
Organism: Clonostachys rhizophaga
Lineage: Eukaryota; Fungi; Ascomycota; Sordariomycetes; Hypocreales; Bionectriaceae
Source: the annotation of a GenBank genome assembly